CGAACCGGCCCCGGAGCGGCCCCGGAGCGGCACCGGAGCGGCCCCGGAGCGGCCCCGAGCCCGGGCUGCCCCCGCGCCGCCCCCGCGCACUCCGGCACCGGGGCGGGCCGGGAGCUCCCGGCAGGUUCCGACCCGGCCUCGGCGCGGGGAUGCUGCGGGCAUGAGGAGGUGCUGCCCGGCCCUGGGGCUGUCAUGCCUCCCUAAGGCCGGGCCCAUGGCUGCCGCGCGGCCGCCGCCGUUCCUGUUGGUGUUUGACUUUGACGAGACCAUCGUGGCGGAGAACAGCGACGAGUCGGUGGCGCGGGGCCGGGCGCUGCCCGAGGCGCUGCGGCAGAGCCCUCGAGGGGGAUCCUACAACGAGCACAUGCGGCGGGUGCUGGCCUUCCUGGGCGAGCAGGGCCUGCGCCCCGCCGAGCUGCGCGCGCUCUACGAGAGCAUCCCGCUGGCCCCCGGCGUGGCCGAGCUCCUCCAGUUCCUGUCCAAGCACCGCCCGCGCUUCGAGCUGGUGCUCAUCUCCGACGCCAACACCUUCGGCGUCGAGGCCAAGCUGCGGGUGGCCGGCGCCUGGUCGCUCUUCCGAAAGGUCUUCAGCAACCCGGCCGGCUUCGACAGCCAUGGCAUCCUCACGCUGGGGCCCUACCACAGCCACCGGUGCCCGCGCUGCCCGCCCAACAUGUGCAAGGGCAAGAUCCUCGGCGAGUACCUGGCGGAGCGGGCGCGCGAGGGCGCGGAGUUCCGGAGGGUUCUGUACGUGGGCGACGGCGCCAACGACUUCUGCCCCGCCGGGACCCUGCGGGCGGCGGACGUGGCCUUCCCCAGGAAGGGCUUCCCCAUGCACCGGCUGAUCCAGGAGAGCCAGGAGAAGCAGCCCGGCGCUUUCCGGGCCGCCGUGGUGCCCUGGGAGUCGGCGGUGGAGGUGGUGCGGUACCUGCAGGAGCUGCUCCGCGGGGAGUGCUGAGGGGGUGAUGGCUCAGCCACGCUCCCGGGGCGCUUCUGCCCUGCUCAGCUCCGCUCCCGGGGCGCUCUCUGCCCUGCCCGGCUCAUUCCUGGCCACCAAAGCACCUUCUGCUGGCCCCUGGCCCAGCCCGGCUCCGCUCCCGGGGCGCUCUCUGCCCUGCCCGGCUCAUUCCUGGCCACCGAGCACGUUCUGCUGGCCCCUGGCCCUGCCCGGCUCUGUUCUUGGCCACGGAAGCAUUUUCUGCUGGCCCCUGGCCCAGCCCGGCUCCGC
This is a messenger RNA of Taeniopygia guttata (zebra finch), 1228 nucleotides long. RefSeq names its product phosphoethanolamine/phosphocholine phosphatase 1 (gene PHOSPHO1). Gene Ontology annotation, biological process: bone mineralization involved in bone maturation. NCBI's taxonomy places the organism in Eukaryota, Metazoa, Chordata, Aves, Passeriformes, Estrildidae. The record is from RefSeq and is a predicted model, not a curated record. Gene Ontology annotation, molecular function: phosphatase activity.